Punica granatum (pomegranate) is the source of this 2436-nucleotide messenger RNA. The record is from RefSeq and is a predicted model, not a curated record. NCBI's taxonomy places the organism in Eukaryota, Viridiplantae, Streptophyta, Magnoliopsida, Myrtales, Lythraceae.
AGUAUCGUUGUCAAACCUCGGAGGGCGUGACCCACCCAUGGAGACAAGCGAAGCUACUUGCUCAUCUCAUCGUCGGCAGUCUCUCCUCCCACGGCCUCCUAUAUGAACACCACCCAUUUCACACCUCUGUACCUCGUCGACCUCCCCCUCCAAUGGCUUCCACAAUAUUACUAUAUCUUCUGUGCUAAGCAAUUCCCAAAAGCUUCCCUCCCUGCUCGCAUUCUUCCCCCGAGACGCAGAUUGAUUCAAUAUCGCACCAGACACGCGUUGUCCAGAGGUGGGUUCCCCUUCCUCGGAUUCACCGAAUCUCUCUUCCUCCUCAGUAAAUCCCCAUUCACGAAUCAUGGGUUGAUCUUACAUUUACUGCCCAAAUCGGCAUUUUUAAGCUUAAUCUCCGAGGAAUUGUGGAUUCCCCGUGAUGGGUGUGAAGAUCUUCGUGUCAAGUAGGAACCUUUACCUGGUUUUGCUGAACGUCUCGUUCGUUGUUCUGUCAUGGGGGUUCUUGUUCAUCACCUUUCAUCCUAAAAAUCAAUCAUCUGCGGAUGUCCUUUUCCUCGGCAGGAGUAAUCCUCCAUUGAGUAACAGUACUGGUAAUGGUAGCAGUGAUAGCUGCGAGCCGUUGCGGAGCUUAGAUGGCUACAAGGCUAAGUGCCAUUACCUUAAAUCCAACAGGCCCUGCGUGUCUCAGGGCUAUGUUAACUACCUCUACCUGUUUUACUGCAAAUUUGGUGAAUCUCCAUAUUUGGGGUAUGCCCUCUUCAUCCUUUGGCUGCUUGUCCUGUUCUAUCUCCUGGGGAACACGGCCUCCGAGUACUUCUGCUCGUCACUCGAGAGCUUGUCCAAGCUCCUGAAGCUGUCCCCGCCGAUUGCCGGGGUCACCCUGCUCUCGCUCGGAAAUGGUGCCCCAGAUGUCUUCUCGAGCCUCGUGUCCUUCAUGGGCAGCGGGACCCAGGACAUGGGGCUCAACACGGUGCUCGGUGGAGCCGCCUUCGUGUCCUGCGUCGUGGUUGGGACCAUAAGCUUCUUGGUUCGGGGCAGGAACUUUCAAAUCAACAAACCUGCUUUCGUGAGGGAUGUGCUGUUCUUUCUUCUAGUCCUCGUGUUUCUGCUUGUGAUAUUGAUUAACGGGGAGAUAAAUGUUUGGGGUGCAAUGGGAUUCUCUUUGAUGUAUGUAGUUUAUGUCGUGCUUGUCUAUGUAUCGCACUACCACUGGGGGAGCGAACGGGAUGAAAGGGAAGGGGAUGCCAUUUCUGGUAACGGGUGUGUUGACGAGCUGAGUAUCCCAAUAUUAGAUGGAGUGCAAGAGAAGGGAGAUAUUAUUGCUUUGGAUGAUGUCAACCCCGAAGAUGGGAAUCGAGUGAGAGUGGAAGUCGAGAUCGAGAAGUGCUUUAGGACUGAUCCUCCGUCCUCCUGUGAUUGGUUGGUUUUCUUCCUUCAAUUGCCACUGUAUUUGCCCCGGAGACUGACUAUUCCCGUUGUAAGCGAAGAGAGAUGGUCUAAACCUUAUGCAAUUGCCUCGGCAACUUUGGCUCCAAUUCUCCUCUGUGCACUUUGGAACUUUCAAGACCAAAAUAUGUCAAUCAGCACCGGUUUUGUGGUAUAUGGAUUUGGGAUUGCAAUCGGGAUUGCUUUGGGAGUUGUCACUCUCUUCACCACUGAGACCUCGAAUCCACCAAAGAAGUGCCUUCUUCCAUGGCUUAUCGGAGGCUUCCUGAUGAGCAUCACAUGGAGUUACAUCAUAGCUCAAGAACUAGUCGGUCUAUUAGUCUCACUCGGUUACAUUAUCGGGGUCAGCCCUUCGAUCCUAGGGCUAACUGUCCUAGCAUGGGGAAACUCGAUCGGGGAUCUGAUUACCAACAGCACAAUGGCAAUCUACGGAGGGCAGGCUGGCACCCAAGUGGCCUUGUCAGGCUGCUAUGCAGGCCCCAUCUUCAAUGCACUUUUUGGGAUGGGCUUAUCUCUGGUUGCCGCUUCUUGGUAUAAAUAUCCUUCACCUCUUGUGAUCCCGAAGGAUUCAGAACUCCUCGAAACGUUUGGGUUUCUGGUGGCUGGGCUCGUGUGGGCUCUCAUGGUUCUGCCGAGAAGAGAUAUGAGGCUCGAUGGGUUAUUGGGAGGAGGACUUAUAGCAGUGUAUUUGGUUUCUCUGUCUCUUCGCCUGAUUCAAACGCUUCUCUAGUCAUUUUCACGGUUCACGUAGAUCUUAAUUUCGACGGUUCAACCGAUGCUAAUGAAUUCUGUGUAUAGCUGUUAUUAUCGCCAUUUUGCUGUCUAGCAGUGAAUUACACAUAGGGGCUGUAUUUUUUGUUGAGGGAGUUGUUUAGUGUGUCGUGUUGUGCUCUAUUAGUUCUGUUCAGUAGGACAGACAUAAAUCAUAUGUAAUAGGAAACAUGUGUACAAAUGAAUGAAGCAGAUAAUACAGAGCUGUUCAAUUCAUGA